GACCGUUAUGCGUUUGGGACCGUCGGGGCAAUCCCUCCCGUCGUUCGAAAUCUUGGUGGCAGCAAUCGGUGGCAGUCUCUUGCAGUCUGGUCGUGAAGAAGAUUUGGAGGGAAGAAAAUGCUCGACGUCCUUGCAAUUCUGGAUUGACAUUGUGCAGAGGACGGUGCCAGUGUUCAGAAUCUGGAGUUUCAUGACAAGUUGUUUGAUGUCUUAGGGAGGGCGUGAUUUGCACAAGUUCCGUGGUUCCAGUGGCAGCUUGCAGAAGUGGCAGAAGUGGCAGAGUGACUUUUGGGCUUUUCUCGAGAAAGAUGCAAGGUCAGACGGGGCCUUCUGGCCCGGGCUCCAAGGGGAAGACUCCAGCUGACGAGGGAGACCAUGGGGGAGAAGACAAGGAGGAGGUGUCCGGUCGUGGUCAUCAGGAGGAGGAGAAGGAGAAGGAGCUUAGCGAGGAAGGUGGGAGCAAGGCUACAUUUGACCCGGGUCAGCCUUCGUCUAGUGGAGGAAAACGAGAAGCUGAGCGGAGUGUGAGUGACGAAACACGGGUUGGGUUAAAGCAAGUUUUAGUAGAGCAAUCUCUUGGGGAUAAUGUCAGUUCAGGAAGCUCGGAAAAGCGGCUUCAGCCCAUAGCACCACCAGCCAGGUCUUUGGACGAAAUCUGGACGUCAAUUGUAGCGGCUGAGUCAAAUACGGACCACCGAUUUGGAUUUCGAUUUUCUGAAGGCCCGAGUAGGUUAGAAAUGCAAAGGAGGGCGGCUGCACAAGCUCCUAUUCACCAAGAGCCUUCUAUCGAGGUCCCUCCUCCAGCUCCAGUACCUAAGAGGAGACCAACAAUACGUCCCAGACCUCGAACCUCUCCUAAGUCUGAAUCUACUUAUACAAAAGGAGAAUCAUCCCAAUCCAGCGCAUUUGCCACUGGCGAGGAUACCACUAGGGAGUCUUCACAAUUUACUGAUCAGCCUGGGGAGAAGAAAGUGGGACAGAGUAGAGUGGAGGGUGAGCCUAGAGAUGGCAACUCUGUUCAAGGAGUUGGAGAUCUUCCUCCAGGAUUUGGAUCCAUGGAAAUAGUAAAUGUCGAUGAUGAUGAUCCAGCAGAAUGUCAAGAACCCUCUAGUAGCGAACAGUACGAUGCCUCGAAGGGUAAGACGGUGGAGUUUGAGAAUCCAAAUAUUUCUUCACAAGAACGAAGUUCUAGGAGCGAAGUCGAGACCGACUUAAAGCCAAAUAAAGUUGGAGAUGAGGUUGUGGAUUCAAAGACUUCUUCACAAGAUGCCAGUUCAAGCAGCAAAGAUAGCAACGACUCCAAGGAAGAGAUAGUUGCAAUUGAUGUCACGGAUGCGAAGAUACCUCCACAAGAGGCCAGUUCAAGCACCGAAGAUGACAACGACUCCAAGACAAAGGCGGUUGCUACUGAGGUUGUGGAUCCGAAGACAUCUCCACAAGAGGCCAGUUCAAGCAGCAAAGACGACAACACCUCAAAGGCAAAGAUACCUGCGUUAGAGGUUCUGAACCCCAAGACUUCUUCACAAUAUGCUACAACCAGUCAUGAAGAGAGUGUGUCAGUAUCUACAGGAGAAGCUAGCGGUAGUCAUCAAGUAUCUACAGGAGAGGCUAGCGGUAGUCAUCAAGGGAAUGUACAAGAAUGUCCACAAGUUCUUGUCCCACCAAGAGUCCACCGACGAUUGAGUAAUAUCUCAGAAGACUAUGAAAGUCUUAGUUUGCCAGGGAACAUCUCAGACGAUGAGAUUCCUGCUUGGAGGAGGAAACUGAUCAAAGUUGUUAGUAUAUGUUGCUUCUGCAAUACUACGAACCAGCCGUAACAGAGAUCUUAUCCAUUUGUGACUGCGUGAAGAGUGAACUCCUCUCAUGCACCAUCGUCUACCGUCAUGUCAUCUUCUUGGUGUAAAUGUUUGACCAAUGUGUGGCUACAUUGGAACGAUACAGUUUUUCCUUUACAGAGUUUUUCGUCUUCCUGUUACUAGCACACAGACAAUGGAAUAAAAUUCAGGAGAGUUCGUGAAAGGAUGAGUCACCUAUCAAGAGAAAUAUAGGCGACCUGACCUCGGAAUUUUCGAUUUUUGUUGAAGCUUGGGGCCCUGUUCUAGUCAGUAUGCUGAGAAAAGAGAGAUGAAUUUAUUCAAUGCCAAGACGUAUUUAUUUGUCUAAAGCUUCUACGAGGAAAGCAGUCUCAUCUUCAAUCAUUAAAUGUUCAAGCUCAAGGUUGCAAGGAGUAUGACGUUCUAAGCACAGUGGAACGAAAUCAACGGUGUGCAAGAAUUUAGUGGAAUUUCAAGAUUUGUCAAGAACGCCCAAUAGUGAAGUCCGACCUUGGCAAUAGAAUCACUCAAAAUUGUUUGUCAAAUGGAUUCGAAUUGGUAUUUUUAUCAACCUAUCGCAAUUGAAGAGCUCAUUCCCUUGAAAAUCGAAGCCACCGAAGACCUAACCUCAUCAUGUAUACGUCUAAGCACGACAUUCUGAUCAUUCAUGC
Marchantia polymorpha subsp. ruderalis is the source of this 2485-nucleotide messenger RNA. The record is from the annotation of a GenBank genome assembly. NCBI's taxonomy places the organism in Eukaryota, Viridiplantae, Streptophyta, Marchantiopsida, Marchantiales, Marchantiaceae.